Molecule: messenger RNA, 1665 nt
Organism: Ceratitis capitata (Mediterranean fruit fly)
Lineage: Eukaryota; Metazoa; Arthropoda; Insecta; Diptera; Tephritidae
Product: Na(+)/H(+) exchange regulatory cofactor NHE-RF1
Exons: 3
Coding region: 647-1423 (258 amino acids)
Biological process (GO): protein localization to plasma membrane
Cellular component (GO): apical plasma membrane
Molecular function (GO): protein-membrane adaptor activity; protein binding
Source: RefSeq, a predicted model, not a curated record
UCUGUUCUUAAAAUUGCAUCGUCAGUGCUAAGCUGUUGCUCAUAACGUGCAUACACUACUAAAAACAACAUAUCUGUUUUAUACUGACACUCAACCAAAAAUUACCAAAAUUUGCUAAUGCGUCAAAAUCGGCGUACAUUCGCUCGUGCCUUUUUAUUUGUACGCCUGCAUCGUACACCGAGUUAUCAUAUGUUUGAUUUUUUAAUCAAAUCUAAUGGUCGACGUACUCUGGAACAUUCAUCGAACACUAAGGGUUUCAGGCAGCAUGCACAGCAUGACCAUUAGAAAUUUAUCUAUCGUGGGUGCAGCCAGAUCAGAUUAAAGCAAAAGAAAGUGUUAAAAUUGCAUCUAAAUAUGUAUUUACGGUGUUUAGCUCGUCUAAAUAUUAUACGUAGCGCAAGAGCAGUCUCGAAAGCUACUGCUCUGAUUUUUAUAAAACGGUUUUAAUUCUUUGUUGGCGUUGGCAAUUAGAUUUCGCGGUCAUUAAAGCUACGUUCGGAUAUAAUUUUAAGUGAAUAUAUAAAAGCAAAAAAUUGCUGAUUUUUAAUUUAACCUAUGAAACCCAUAUAAAAGGAGUAUCUCUGGACGAUGUGAGAAGCAGACGCGCUCGCAGUGGCACCUGAUUGUACGUGAAUAUUUCAUAAACAUGCACCGAACUGAAAGUAGCGAGAAACAAAAUAUGUCUUCUGCAGUAUGCCAACCUACUAAAGUUUGUCACAUGGUUAAGCGCGCAGAUUUUGAAGGAUAUGGAUUCAAUUUACAUUCAGAGAAAAUGAAGCCCGGACAAUAUAUAGGUAAAGUUGAUCCACAGUCUCCAGCAGAAGCAGCGGGGUUAAAAGAAGGUGACCGAAUUAUUGAAGUAAAUGGCGUCAACAUCAAUCAAGAGUCCCAUAAGCAAGUUGUGCAAAGAAUUAAGGCCAUGUCAAAUGAAGUGCGACUGUUAAUAGUUUUAAAUGUUCGAAAAGAUGACGAAACUCCCACUGAAGCUCGUUUAAAUGAGACAGAAAUAAAACAAUCUUACCAUAUCGAUGAAAACCUAAGAGGGGACUAUGGGACCAAACAUGAAUUGCCAGGAUUCAGUAAAAGCAUUAACAAUAUUAGUGUGACAAGCUCGAAACGACCUAUCAACGGAGAUGUCGACACAAAUAAGCAUGAAAUCAGUUUUGCUAAUUUAAAUAAUGUCAAUGAAAUUUUGCUGCGAAAACAAGAUGAAAUUCUUUUUCCUUCAACAACUUUUCAUACAUCGUCCUCUCUAAGUGUAAUGAAAACCCCAACAAAUUUCAAUGAAACUCCAAGCGGGGGGUUGGAUCUUCCAAUGACUGUAGCAGAAAUGCGGGCAAAAUUACUUUCUAAAAAAAAGUAUGAUCCGAAAAAUGAGAUUGUAGACCUAAGAAAAAAAUUCGAAAUAAUUCAAAAACUUUGAAAAUAUUUCUAGUUCAUAGAGAAGAUGAACAUUCAUUAACAGCAUUGUUUUGAAUUUGAAGAUAAUAAAAUUUACUACCCAAAUAUUGAAAUGUAUGUAUGUAUAUAAAUCUAUCAACUGACAUGAAGCCUCUAUAAGAAAUUUAUAAUCAUUCUCAUUAGUUUUUGUCUUGAAAUAUAUAAAGAAGCUUAAGAUUAUAUGACUUAAUAUGGAAAAUAGACAUUGAUAAUUUAAAGUCCAAA